AUGGCAGUUAAAGGAUUAGGUCAAAUCGAUCAAGAAUAUGAUGGUUCUUCAUUAAAGAUUGGUAUUGUCCAUGCUCGUUGGAACGCUUCUGUCAUCAAGGCUUUAGUUGAUGGUGCUAUCAAAAGACUAACAGAGUUGGGUGUCAAAGAAGAAAAUAUCUAUGUUGAAACUGUUCCAGGUUCAUUCGAAUUACCAUUCGGUACUAAAAAACUUGUCCAAAAAUUAGAGAAAACUGAAGGUGUUAAGUUAGAUGCUAUCAUUCCAAUCGGUACUCUUAUUAAAGGUUCAACCAUGCAUUUCGAAUAUAUUUGUGACUCAACUACACAUGCUUUAAUGAGAUUAAAUGAAGAAUUAGAUAUCCCUGUUAUUUAUGGUGUCUUGACAUGUUUGACCGAUGAACAAGCUGAACAAAGAGCAGGUUUGAAACCUGGUUUACAUAACCAUGGUGAAGAUUGGGGUGCAGCAGCAGUUGAAAUGGCUACAAAAUUCGUUAAAUUUUAA
Hansenula anomala is the source of this 501-nucleotide messenger RNA. It is a transcript of the gene RIB4, whose product is annotated as lumazine synthase RIB4. The transcript is spliced from 3 exons. Bases 1 to 501 code for a protein of 166 amino acids. Lineage: Eukaryota; Fungi; Ascomycota; Saccharomycetes; Phaffomycetales; Wickerhamomycetaceae. Gene Ontology annotation, cellular component: intracellular anatomical structure; mitochondrial intermembrane space; riboflavin synthase complex. The record is from RefSeq and is a predicted model, not a curated record. Gene Ontology annotation, molecular function: 6,7-dimethyl-8-ribityllumazine synthase activity. Gene Ontology annotation, biological process: riboflavin biosynthetic process.